GUCAGUGAUUUCCUAACUCAUAUUAAACUUCCUCACUCUGUCUAGAAGACAAGUAGUAACAUUUCUAUAAUUGGAUGCUAUGAAUCACUUUCUUUUUCUAAGUGUGCUUUGAACCAGAUGAAUCUGGAAUGCUAAAAUUCUUAAGAAUUGUUUGCAUAACUAGUGACUAAAAAUUUGUUGUAACCUAUAAGUAAUAGAUCUCAACUAGUUUUAAGGCUUUAUUAUGGAUUAUGUUUCUCAUAGAUUGGUCAUUCAAGAAUUCUUAGAAGAAAUCAAUGUAACACAAGAGAGACGCCAAAGAUCACCAGUAUCAUGGAGCACAGGCUGCAAGUUUCUUAUGGCCAAAAAGUUUGAUUUGAAAAGAGCCAUAGAUUUGUUUAAUUCACAUGAGUCAACACGUCACAAAGAAGAUUUACAUACCAUUGAUCCAAACGACAGAUAUCUUCAGCGAGAGUUAGCCACUGAGAAAUUUACAAUAUUACCAGGUAGAGACAACACUGGAGCUGCUGUAGCUUUAUUUUCAGCCCGUUUGCACUACCCACCACAGACAACACACCAGGUUGUCCUUAAGUCAUUAAUAUACCAGCUGGACGCAGCUUUAGAAAGUGUGGAAACACAACGCAAUGGGUUAGUUUUUAUCUAUGAUAUGACAGAGUCUAAAUAUGCUAAUUUUGAUUAUGAUCUCAGCAUUAAAAUUCUAAAUUUGCUAAAAGGUGCUUAUCCAGCUAGAUUGAAGCGUGUCCUUAUUGUUACUGCACCCUUAUGGUUUAAGGCGCCAUUUAAAAUUUUACGUCUUUUUGUCCAAGAAAAAUUAAGGAAAAGGGUUUUUAUUAUCAGUGCAUCUGAAUUGAAUGUUUACAUCCCUAAAGAAACUCUUCCAAUCCAGCUAGGAGGAUCUCAGGAACCAUGCCACAAGGUCUGGCUGCAGAUGUGCUACCUCUGUUCCACUAACCAGCAACCUGACCUCAAUACCUACUUCACAUCCUGUGUCACAGGCUCGUACCUUUCUCAGCGGUCUAUCUCUCGGAGUUUAUCCAAUGACAAUGAUAACCACAUGAGUGACUUUGACUCUGAGAGCUCAAAAGAUACUGUUAAUGAAAAGCACACAAACGAAGACAGGGAGAAAGAAAAAGAAGAAGAGUUUGAUGCAAUGGAUCACAAAGCUUCAGAGGAAAACUUUCAAUCAAUCAUGAGUCAAGAGGAUAAAGAUAUUAAUAGAAAGCGAAAGACUUCAGAAUCCAGAAAACGCAGUUCUGAUCUGUCUGCUGUGAGCGAAUCAGCAACAGAUGGAAUGCCUUGCAAGAAACGACCACCCUCUUCAGGCUCCAAUAUUCUAGAUGACUCUAUACACAUGCCUGAUAGUCCUGGGACAGAUGUACAGCAACUUCUAUCAAAGAUCAACUCUUUGAAAAGAAAAGGACUUUUUGCAGAAUAUGCUUCUAUUAAGAUGGAACCACCUACAGGAACAUUCAACAAUUCUAAAAUCAAAGCCAAUGUGCCCAAGAACAGAUAUACAGAUGUACUCUGCUAUGAUCACAGCCGAGUUGUCUUGCCCGUCUGCGAAGAUGACCCUUCGUCUGACUACAUCAAUGCAAACUAUGUUGAUGGCUAUAUGCAGAAAAAUGCUUUCAUCUCAACUCAAGGUCCACUCCCUAAAACAUUUGUAGAUUUCUGGAGAAUGGUAUGGCACAAUCAGUGUAGGAUUAUUGUCAUGACAACAAGAACUGUAGAAAGGUCUAGAAUGAAGUGUGGCCAGUACUGGCCAAGUGAAGAGGAUACAGAUGAACAGUUUGAAGAGUUCAUAGUCUAUAACCAAGGUGUCACAGAGAAUGAUGAUUUCACUGAAAGUGUACUGGUGCUGCAUAAUAUCAAUACAGGAGAAUCUUUCCAGGUGUUGCAUCUGCAGUUCACCAGCUGGCCAGACUAUGGAGUACCACCUGCAGCUCCAUUUUUAGACUUUCUAUUCAGAGUACGCAGUGCCCAAGAGACAGCCACCAAAGAAAUGGGCUCUGCUUGGACAGGUCAUCCCCUUGGGCCCCCAAUAGUGGUACACUGUAGUGCAGGGAUCGGCCGCACAGGUACGUUUAUCACUGUGGAUAUUUGUUUGCGCCGUCUUGAGCAUGUAGGCACUGUAGACGUAAAAGAGACAGUCAGGAGGAUUCGGUCCCAAAGAGCUUUCUCCAUACAGAUGCCAGACCAGUAUGUGUUCUGUCACCAAGUUAUAAUUGAACACGCCCAGCGUCAAGGUCUCAUCAACAGCCUGGAAUCGAUUUCCCUGGAUGGAAGUGAUAGCGAUAGUGAUUAGAUAAAUCAUUAGUAGGCCUACUUUCAUAGAGGAAGAUUACAUCUGCAAGAAGUGAAGCCACACUUGGAGUAACCUUGUAGCCUUCAGAUAUAUAUAAAUAUAUAGUGAAAAAAAAAGUUAAAGCUCUAAAUUGAUCUAUCAUAAACUUUCUAAUGAUAUCUGAAACACUAGGUUCUACUUGUAAUAUUUCUUUCCUGGUUUUAACUUUAACUUUAGUUAUAUCUUUGUUUGGUUUAUUAGAUUUGAUAUAAAGCUCAUGGAUUUGAGAAAACUCACAUUAUUUUCUUCUUCUUUCUUUAUAGGUUUUGUUCCUUUAAAUGUUUAGUUUUUGUUUUUUUGAGGAACAUCACCUUUCAGUUCUGUUAGUGAUUAUACCAUGUAGAUUUGUAAUAAUGUGCAAUAAACCACACAGACGUUACAAUGUGCUAGUCUUGUUCUGUUCUUGUCUUGGUGAGUUCCUUUGUUCCUGCAUGUAAAUAGUUUCAUUUCAUUAUGUCCUGUUUUAUUUGUUGAUGUUCACCUUAGUUCCACAGAAAACAAAAACACACCAUGUAGAACUUUCAGUCUUCAUUUGCUGUUUUUAUGUCUUGACCAAGGUUUCCUUAAUACCCUUUGAGAAGAAAAUGUUUUGAUUAAGUGUCUGACAAACUUUGAAACAUACUAGAGCUUUGUCUUUGUGAUUCUUCUUAAAUAGCCUGAUUGUAAGAGACACAUGCAUUCUUUAUCUGUCUGCUUUCUCAGGAUUUGAUGUCUUUCGCUGAGUUAUGAAUUAUUAGGUCACUUGCAUGCUUGACAAUAAAAGCAUGUGAAAAAAUCAAGAUUGAAAGCAUGCCAUGUCUUCACAAAUAUGUGUCCAUCUGGUUUCAAAAUUAAUUUUUGUUUAUCAUUGACUUGUUUUAAAUAUUUUUUGAGUAGAUGACUUUUAAAAAAAAAAAAUUGUAUAUUACAAAUUCUAGUAAUUGUUUAAAUAUAAUCAAGUGUUCCAUAUACUUUCUAAUAGAAAGAAAUAUUUGUUAUUUUUGUUAAUUUUUUUUCAGAAUCUUCUAUUGAAAAAGAUAACAUCAAAUAGUCUUAUUUCUACACUAGUAAAUUGAUGUAUUUUUGUGUGCUGGUUUUGUACAAAAAUGCUUACAAAUGUUUUGAUAACACAUUUGAAUGUUUACCAUAACAUAUAAAAUAAAACAACACCAAACAAGACUAUUUGUGAACUACUUUCAUUUUUUUUUUUUUCAUUUUUUUGUCAGCAACCUCUAUUGUCAUCUGUUCUGUUAUUUCAUCUGUAUAAAUAUGUUGUACAGAAAUCCCUCAUUAAUACCUCCCCUACAUAGUUAAAAGUGUGUCAUCAAUAUAAAAUUCAAUACAUCAAAUCUAAAUUUUGUAUAACCUUAUUUAUUUUAUUUAUUUAUAUUAUUGACCAUUUUCUUUUCUGCAUUCAGUUUUUUAUUGUUGAUAUUGUUUAUUUUCUGUUUGUUAUAUAUAUGUAUAUAUUUAUAAAGGAAAUUGUUACAAUGUUCUAUUUCUAAAUUUGUAUUUAAAAUGUUCAAUGGAUUUUCAUUUUUGUAAAACUGUAUCAGCUCUCUCAAGGCUAACUGUCUAAUCUAUCAUCAUAAAUCACAAUAGAUCUCGUCUCUGUUCUAUAGGGGCGUAACCUUUCUUCACAUGAUCUGAGGCUCUUUAUAGAGCACAAUUCUAGUUAGUUGAAUGUUGAAUUCUGGUGACCACAAAAUUUUGUUUAUUUAAAAAAAAAAAAAAAAAAAAAGCACCACACUUCCAUCUGAAGUGAUUUAAUGUGGUAACAUCAGAGGGGAUAACUCAUGUAAUAUUAAUUUGAGCUUUUCUUUUUCUGGACUUCACAAAAAAAUAUUCACUUUGUAUUUUUAGAUCAUAAUAAUUUUCAUAUAUUUAUAUUAUUACACUGAUACACUGUAGUGAUAACCCAAACCUUACACCUGAUCAACUAUUGACUUGUAAGUUUUCUCUGAACAAGUUUUCAAAUCCCUAACUUUAGGUAAAUGUCUCUUAGAGUUUCAAAUGAGGCCAUAAGUUUUUCUACCCCAAUGAAGAAAGUUUUCUUUUCAGUGCUGCUAGACAUGAAGGAAUCUCCUAGAAAAAUAGUUGUCAAAAUGCUUCAUGGAAUUUUGUUCUCAAGCCUAAAUCACACUGGAUGCCAUUUAACUUUGUCUUCAUUAUUAACAGUUUCUAAGACUUCGCUUUGACAAGUUAAUAAAGAAAGAAACUUUGUAACCUGCAAUUUUAUCUCAUUUUUUAUCAGAUACAGAAUCUUUUCCCAAUUUGAAAAGUCUGAUUUUUGCCUAUUAAAUAUCACUUCAUUCACUGGAACACUUGAAAUAAAAAAAAAAAAAACAUUGAAAGUAGACAUGGCUAGAGUAAUAAAAACAUUUUCUCCACAAAUUGAAGCAAGUCAAUGUCAGGCUACAGGCACUGACAAGCGUUGUAAAGUAGACCCUUGGGGUGUCUUGAUUUCUAUUGCUAUGGGUUAUAAAACAGAGGGCAAAGUUAUUGUUGUCUUCUGAUGUUUUUUCAUUUUUCAAAAUUUUGUUUUGUUGAUAGUUCAAAAAUGUUGCAGUAAAGUUGGACUGUAACCUGAUAUAUGGAGACAAGCCAGCCUUGAUAAUUUUCUUGUGUCUACUGAGAAUGGAACUAAAUCACCCCCAACUUACAAUGUGGGCUACAAAUUGUAUUCUUGUGACUGUAUUAUUUAUUUUCAACAAAUGGCAAAACGUUAUUGUUUUUUCCACUUGUUUCCACACAAUAUAUUCAUCUAAGUAAAGACUUAAAGACUUUUGUACUGUUUGUACACAUAGCCACUAGCUGCUUGUCUUUAGUUACUUUUCUAGCAAAACUCUGGCAAUGCUGAUUGAAUUGUGGAUUGAGCACUGACUAGUGAACUUAGCUUCAAGUGUCGAGGCAAGUUGAGUUAAAGAGAAUGUGUGGUACGACUCUGAAUUGGUUGGAUGGAACUCAUUGUAGACUGUAGCUUAGCUAAAGAUGUAUUGUAUUAGUUUGUUGUUGUACAUAAAUGUGUUGAUCUAGCAUGUAAUGACUGAACUAUUUCUACGCUACCUUAUUGUGUUGUUAAGUUAGUGAUGACUUCUAAGAAACAAUAAAUGUCAGUUGUAUACACCUCA
Messenger RNA from Biomphalaria glabrata, 5454 nucleotides. Its product is annotated as tyrosine-protein phosphatase non-receptor type 9-like. Gene Ontology annotation, molecular function: protein tyrosine phosphatase activity. Lineage: Eukaryota; Metazoa; Mollusca; Gastropoda; Planorbidae. The coding region runs from base 224 to 2305 and encodes 693 amino acids. Gene Ontology annotation, biological process: protein dephosphorylation. The record is from RefSeq and is a predicted model, not a curated record. The transcript has 12 exons.